AUGGAAAAAGAAUUAGAGCACCUUGGUCACUUUAUCUUGGGAGAAGGGGUAAGGGUUGAUCAAAGGAAGAUUGAGGCCAUGGUGGAUUGGCCAUUGCCUAAGGAUGCUUCGGCUUUGAGGGGUUUCUUGGGCUUGAUCGGGUAUUAUAGAAGAUUUAUGCAGAACUAUGGUCACAUUGCCAAGCCACUCACUUCUUUGCUCAAGAAUGACAAUUUUGAGUGGACACAAGAAGCAAGGGAAGCCUUUGAGAAUUUGAAGAGGGCUAUGAUCGUGACCCUCGUGCUUGCAUUGCCCAACUUUGAGAAGUCAUUUGAGGUGUAUACGGAUGUGAGUGAGGAAGGAAUAGGUGCUGUUUCGGUGCAAGAGCAGCAACCAUUGGCCUUUAUUUCCAAGCAAUUGGGCCAAUGA
Molecule: messenger RNA, 408 nt
Organism: Juglans microcarpa x Juglans regia
Lineage: Eukaryota; Viridiplantae; Streptophyta; Magnoliopsida; Fagales; Juglandaceae
Exons: 1
Coding region: 1-408 (135 amino acids)
Source: RefSeq, a predicted model, not a curated record